AUGGUUUCCCUCGCCGUCCUCAGCACCCUCCUCUUAUCCAUAUCUACUUGCGUCCUCACAGCACCCAUCGAAGUCCGCGCCCCUCCCGGCAUCCCCACAACCGCUACAGCAAGGACGCUUCUCGCCGGCCUCACUGUUGCAGCCCAGGGCCCCCAAACUGGCUACUCGCGCGACCUCUUCCCCUCUUGGAUCACCAUCUCAGGAAAUUGCAACACCAGAGAGACAGUGCUGAUCCGCGACGGCACCAACGUCGUUACGAACACAGCCUGUGCCUCAACCUCCGGAUCCUGGUUCUCGCCCUUCGACGGAGCGACCUGGACAGCCGCUUCCGAUGUAGACAUCGAUCACAUGGUGCCAUUAAGCAAUGCCUGGAAGUCCGGAGCCGCGGCUUGGACUACUGCGCAGAGACAGGUUUUCGCCAACGACCUGACGAACCCCCAGCUAUGGGCCGUCACGGAUAACGUGAACCAGGCCAAGAGUGAUUCCGGGCCCGAAAACUGGAAGCCGCCGUUGACCUCAUUCUACUGCACCUACGCGAAGGCUUGGACGAAGGUCAAGUCCGUGUACGAUUUGACCAUUACGUCGGCGGAGAAGACUGCCUUGACUAGCAUGUUGGCUACUUGCUAG
Molecule: messenger RNA, 627 nt
Organism: Drepanopeziza brunnea f. sp. 'multigermtubi' MB_m1
Lineage: Eukaryota; Fungi; Ascomycota; Leotiomycetes; Helotiales; Drepanopezizaceae
Source: RefSeq, a predicted model, not a curated record